AUGAAAAUAACCUCGAAGGGAAUCUUCCGGAAGGUUAUCCCCUCGAGAGAAAUAACCUGGAAGGGAAUCACCCUGAGGGAAAUCACUUCGAAGGAAAUGAACUCAAGGAGAAUUACCUUGAGGGGAAUCACCCGGCAGGUUAUCAUCUCGAAGCGAAUCUCUCGGAAGGUUAUCAACCGGAAGGUUGAUCCCGUCAAGAAGCAAUCCGGCGAACUGUUUCCGUUGGAGCAGGAGAUAAUAACUCCACUGCACAAUCGUGCCGUUGCCGAGCUGGAUGAGCAGCUGCCCAGCUCACAGCACGCUGGGGAAUCCUCCGAGGACAGUCUGCCCAACACUGGCGCCAAGCUGCGUGUGCGUCUCAGUCUGCAGCAAACGCAUAAGCUAAUUGAACUCUAUCAAGCAUAUCCGAAUCUCUGGGAUCCCAAUCAUCUGGAUUAUCAUGCGCGCAAACAGCGUCGUCAGGCCUGGCACAAUAUUGCCGCCGAAUUGAAUGAUUACUCCAACGGCGGGCAACGUUACAGCUGGCAAAUGUUGCACCGCAAACUCACGGAUUACACCAAGUAUUAUCGAAGGGAGCGGCAGCGGGAGGCGCUGGCCGAGGAGGGCGAAGGUGAAGGUACACGCUGGAGUUUCUACGAAGCGUUUAGCUUUCUGGACGAUGUGCUGCCCAUCAGUUGUGUGCUCCAGAAAACGUUGCAGCAACGCGAUAGCAAUUUGAAGAUUAUCCAAGUCUAUCAGAGCUAUGAGCAAUUGUGGUGCACCAAUCAUCCGGAUUACACGAAGCGUAAGCAGCGACAACGACAACUGGAAUCGCUGUGCACACGGCUGCAGGAGGAGUGCAAUCUGCAGAUAACCGUAGAGCGUCUCAAGAAUCGCCUAAUCGAGUUCCGUUGUCAGUAUCGGCAGUGCAAGGAGGCGCGACAGGCGGCUCUUAAACGUGGCGAGCAUUGGCAAUCCAAUUACGAGUAUUAUCAGCAAUUGCAAUUUCUGGAGCUGCAUGUUUCACCCUUUGGCUGCAACUUUUGUCCGACGAGUUUUAAGCGACGCACGGACUUUUUACGUCACCAGCGUAAUGUGCAUUUGGAGGAACUGGAACAAUUGGAUGAGGUGCAGGGACAUUUACGUAAAAGACGCGGACGCGCCAGCUCCACGACAGCUGUUAAUCCUCUGGAGCAUAUUUGUCACAUUUGCGCCAUGAAAUUCUCACUGCGCACCAGUUUAUUGGCCCAUCUGCGGCGUCAUCUUGGCCAGCGGACACACGCCUGCAAUGAGUGUCCCAAGAAGUUCUUCAAUUCAACGGCGCUGCGUGUCCAUCAGCGUAGUCACACCAAGGAGCUGCCGUAUGUCUGUGAGCAUUGUGCACGGGGAUUUGUGAAUGCCAGUAAACUCAAUCAGCAUGUGAAGCGGCAUGCAGAGAAACGGGAUUAUCCUUGUAGUCGCUGCGACAAGGCGUUCUACACGGCCCACGAGCGGGAUCGUCAUACACGUGCCCAUCUCAACAUCCGGGACAAGGUUUGUCCGUAUUGCGCCCGUGCCUUUGUCGUCGGCAGCGCGUAUUAUGCUCAUCUUAAUCUGCAUCGCGGCGAGAAGCGUUACAGCUGCUCCAAUUGUGGACAACGAUUCGCCCAAUAUGCUGGACUCUACAAGCAUCGCAAGCGUUGCACCGUCAACGCGUUGAACGAGAAGUGA
Messenger RNA from Drosophila innubila, 1689 nucleotides. RefSeq names its product zinc finger protein 286A-like. Gene Ontology annotation, biological process: regulation of transcription by RNA polymerase II. The transcript has 2 exons. Lineage: Eukaryota; Metazoa; Arthropoda; Insecta; Diptera; Drosophilidae. Gene Ontology annotation, molecular function: RNA polymerase II cis-regulatory region sequence-specific DNA binding; DNA-binding transcription factor activity. The record is from RefSeq and is a predicted model, not a curated record. The coding region runs from base 1 to 1689 and encodes 562 amino acids.